CUGCCGCAUGGGCCAGUCCAUGGCAUACCAUUAACUAAUGCGCGUUUUUUGUACAUGACCUUGGCAGGGAGCGACGAUCUGUUCGACAUUCAGUGAUCCAACUGCCGGAUGAUUUGGCUAGGGCUCAGUGACAUUUCACUGGCCCUACAAUCGCAAUGGACGGUUUGAAACUUGGGGUGAAAUGGGCCAAAAUCGUUUGCAACUUCAUAAAUGCAUUCACUGUUCUCUCCCUUUGAUCGCAAAUUUAUUUACUGCUAUGUGGUAAAUAUUUUGAAUUUCUAUUCAAACCCAACAAUACCUUCUGCCUCGCUAUGAUGGUUGGGUUUUUUAAAUAGUGACUACGCAGCAAAGGUAUGUUUACUGAAACACUUAUCGCCCAAAUUCCUUCCCCACCAGGGAGAUCAACUGGAUGGUAGUGAGAAAGCAAAUUGUAGAUGUAAGGUUCGGGGGUGAAGCAUUGUUAUCGCAUGUUCGUAGAUUUCGCAGUAGUGGGGUGUUUUUCACAAAUGAACAUCAUCAACAAUACCUCCUCCUCACAAUACAAGAUCAUGUAUUGCACACGUAAUACACAUAAAUUAGAUAUGGAUAAAUUAUUAAGUUAUGAAAUUGGUUUAAAUGAUUUUUUAUUUGCACAUAUUAAAGGACAACCAAAAGAGAUUAAAAUACGUAAAACAAGUGAAUCAUUUGGUUUAACAUUAACAGAUAAUGGUUGUGGUGUAGUCAUUAUAAAACGUAUUAAACCUGGAGGUUUUAUGGAUAAAGUAUCUAAAGCAUGUCAUGAUUUAAUACAACCUGGUGAUCAAAUUGAAAAAAUUGAUGAUAUUUCAUUUAAUGGUCGACGUCAUUAUCAUGUAGCAUCUUAUUUACAAAGUAUUCCUAUAACAAAUGUAUUUUGUCUACGAUUAAUUUCACCAGAACGUUGUCCUAUGUAUAUGAUAAGUUCACGUUCAAAAAGUAGAAAUAGUCAUGUUGGAUCAGGCAAACGAACUAUUCGUUUUAAACAAGAUGGAAAUUUAGAAGAAAAUGAGAUUGUAGAUGUUGAAAUUGAAGGAAUUCAAAGAAUUAAUGAAAUACUUGGUGAUAGUCUUGGUUUUGAAGAUAAUGAGCUUGGAUUGCAAGUUAGAGCUUGCUUCGUGAUGCAGUUUGGUGAUUUUCGUAAUAUAUGUCCUAUCCAUUUCUUAAUUUCCUCUUCAGCAAGAAGCUGGUUGUUGCUAAUGAUAUCCGACCAAUGGAUGUUGUGUAUCUUGCGUAGAUAACUAUUUAUAAAUACUUGGUCGUAGUAGUUCUCCAAGUUUCAGCUCCGUACACUAAAACUGUCUGAACGUUCGUAUUGACAAUUUUGACUUUGAUAUUAGUUGACAGAAAAUUGUUUUGAUUUCUAUAAAUAGACAUUGUUAGUUGGUUGCUAACUACAAAUAAAACUAGUGUUAAACACUUUUUCUUCAUUAUUGAUUCAUGUCAAGUACACAGAUCAUGAAAAAUAAAAACAAAACUUCACAUCGACAUAUUUCUCACAUUUUCAAUCAUCAAACUCCGUAUGCUAUCGGUUAAUAAUUUUAUUUACAUACCUAACUUCACUACUCAUAUAUAUCAGUCAUUGUCAAAUCAAAUCAUUGAUUGUUCACUACACUACCAUCUUUUCCUUUACACAAUAAAAAUUGUAACCUCUUUUGUUUGCUCACUGGAAUUCAUAAUGAACGACAUAAAAGUAGUACAUAAAUAAUUAAAAGAAAAGCACUUGAAAGAAAGACAAAAAAAGAGAAAGAAAAAAGAGAGAAAAGAAAAGCAAUUAAAUCGUUAAUCGUUUAUUUUCUCCUACUUAACAAUAGUAUUAUUAUUGAUAAAAUGGAGUACUUUAAUGAAAUCAAUGUGAUACAUUAUCAUAUUAUAUAAUAAGUAAUACAUAAUAAAAUGUAUCCAUCAUAGGAAAUUGACUGAGAGUAUUUAUAUUCAUAAGAAUAAAUAAAUACUAAAUUAAUUCUUUAUUCAUAUUAAUAAAACUAUUAGUAUGUGAGAUCAUGAGUGAAUUGAAAUUAGAUCAACAUGGAAAAUCUGGAAACAUUGGGACUACUCAGCAGUGCGUAUCCACGACCUCGCCUCGCGAGAUUCGAACCCAGGACCUAUUACUUUUGUGCGUAGACGGUUCACCUCUAAACCACUGAGCUGGCUGGUACCCAACAGUGUUAAUGUCUAACAUCAACUAAUCCACCAAAUCGAACGACACAUUUACUAUUGUCUUCAGUGAGUUACUAUUUCAUAAUAGACCAGUUGAACUUCACUGGUCAAUACUUCUCACUAGAACUCCAGGAAAUAAUUCUUAAAGCUAGAUACUAAUGACCAUAUGUUGAUCCAUAUCAGAAAGGUUAAUAGUAAUAUAGUAAUAUAGUAAAUACGAAAAUGUAAAGAAAAUUUUUUGAAUAAAGUGCAUUGUAGGAGAAUAUCAUCUUGUCAAUUGAGAUAGCAAUGAUAAUAAUAUUGUUGUGUGAAUAUAAUAUGUAGUAAGGGGGAUAUUACGGUAAUUAUGAUAAACGAAUUAGGAAUGAUGGAUGUGAAGAUUAAGAUAAAGGCAAUCAAAAAAAGAAGGGGGCAAGAUAUUCAUAAUAUUCAGUUUAGGUAUUCAGUGAUCCAGCAAAUGUAGAGGCUGGCUAUACCUUUUCUGGAUACAUAAGUUUGGUUUUCUGGAGUUGAUCUAGAUGGCUUGGGCUAUGUAGAGUAACCGUGAUGUAGAUCCUUGAGGUAGAUAUUUUGGAACUUGAUAUAAAACAGAGAAAGCUUCCUCUAUUUUGAUAUGAUGUUCAUUAUCUACCAAGUGAGAAAGGAUAGUGCUGUUGAUCGAUUUAGUGACUUCUUUUCCUAACGAUGCUGGUACAUAUUCACGAACACGCAAAAAUAAAGCCCACUGAGUACGGUCUAUGAAAUUAGCUCCACAGGAGCAGUUGAAUUGGUAUACACACAUAGUAUAUUGACUGAUAGACAUCGUGAAGCUAUUCGCAAGCAAAAAUUGAAUGAACACAUUCCUAUCACCAAACAUAAUAAUGGAUCGGGCAUCGUUAUUCUAAACAAGAUAGACUACAUAGAUAAGAUGAAUUCCCUACUGAGUGAUCAAACUAAAUUCCAAAAGCUUGGGUCAUAUAAAGACGGAACGUCAACGAACUGCAGCAUUAGAAAUUUUUUAAACAACAUCAAUACGUCUCUGAGCAUACCUAUGAUGGGCUCAAGCCUUCUGGAACACAUACCUCUCGACUAUAUGGCGCACUUGUGCGAGACACAUAAGCUAAGGGUUCGAAUCCCAUGAGGCGAGAUCGUGGGUGUGCACUGAUGAAGAGUCCCAUAGUAGAACAAAACAACCAUCAAGUGCUUCCCAGGUUUUUCUUGAUAGUCUAACUUCAAUUGACUCAUCAAUUCAACUACUAAAAAUAACUACAAAAUAUGUAUUACAUCGAGUCUGAAAUUUGAACUUUGAAAUAUAAUAUAUUCUCAAAAAGGAGUUUUGUAAAGAUUUUAGUAAUUUCAAUAGUUGAAUUCAUAAGUCAAUUAAAGCUAGACUACCAUGAAAAACCUAAAAACAUUAGACAAACAUUUUGUCUUAGUAUCGGACGCCUUAGCGGUACACACCUACGAUCUCACUCCAGGAGAUUCAUGAAUUCAAACUUUUCAAUAUAACAGAUUGAAAUCAUGAGUCAAGUGAAGCUAGACCACCAUUCAAAACCUGGAAGCAUUGGACGGUCGUUUCGUCCUAGUAAGGGAUUCCUCAGCAGUGCGCAUCCAUGAUCUCUCACCCCGCGAAAUUCAAACUCAAGACCUAUCAAUCUCGCGCCAGGUGCUUAACCAACUAGACCACUGAGCCGGCAUCCAAUCGUGAUAAUGUUUAACUUCAACCAUACCACGAAGUUGUGCCACCAUAAACCAUUUUCUUCAGUGAAUUGAUAUCUCACAACAGACCUGGUUAAACUGCAAUAUCAUAUAGUUUUCAAAAGAUAUUUUCAUGUUUAAUCUCAUGUUUAUUGUUAUUUAUUCUUUUGUUUUGUUUUUGUUUGUUUGUUUUUGUUUUUGUUUUCUUUUUUCUUUCUUUUCUUUCUUUUAAUAAUUAGCAUUCUAUCUAUAUAAAUUAGCUAAAUCAUCAAUAAAUCCAAAUGAUUUAGAACAACAUAUGAAUAGAAAUAAUAAAUUAUUUGAAUUUAUAUUACCUAAAACAUUAAUUCAUUUAUUAUGGAAAACAGCUCAUUUCAAUGAAUCUAAUUCAAUGAAUCAUACUAAAUAUAAUGAUCAUUACCAUUGAAAGUUUUAUAAUUUAAUGAAAUGAAUGAAUAUCAUAUUAUAUAUGAUAGUGAUUCUAUCAUUGUUGGUUUAUGAAUAAAUAUACAAUUUCAUGUAUGUGAUAAUAUAGAAUAGGUGAAACAGAAUUUUCACUACCGGUGAAAAGAAGACAUUACUAUCUAUCAAUCAUCCACUCUCCCUCUCUCUCUCCCCCUCUUUCUCUCUCUCUCGUUAUUCUUCCCCUAUUCUUCUGCCUGCGCUCUAUUUCUCUGUCGCAUGUCUACCCGUUCCUCAUUACUAUCUCUCAUUCUAUCUCUCUCUCUCUCUCUCUUGUUAUCCUUCCCCUACUCUUCUGAAUGCGCUAUUCUUCUCUAUCCCUCGUAUAAACUUCUGGGCGUUCUCUUUCUCACUCUCUUUAUAUCCCUCUCUUUUUCUUUCUAGGUUACUUGUAAUUAUAAGUUUGGAAAAUAGUUUAAUUGAAAACGCUUUAUUGAACGAUGUAUAAUUUUCAACGCUUUAAAUAUGAAUAUAUAUUGAAUGAAAUUAUUUUAAUGCAUAAUUUAUCUGAUUAUUGUGUGUACAUUUUAUUGAUAUAUGAAUAAUAAUAUUUAUUCAUUUAAAUAAGUUGAUGAUGGAUAUCAUUCAGACCAUCAAAGAAUAUGGGUAUGCUUUUAGUGAAGUCAGAUUACUGUAUAAAAUUAUAUAUACGUGACUUCAAGAGGUAUUUCCUGAAGUUCUAGUGAGAAAUAGUGAUAAGUGGAGUUCAGUCGGGUCUGUUGUGAGAUAGUGGCACAUUGAAGAUAAUGGUGGGUGGGUCACUCAAUUUAGUGGAUUAGUUGAAGCUAGACACUAACACAGUUAGAUGCUGACAGGCUCAGUGGUGUAAAGGUUAAGCGUCCGAGCGCUGGACCGAAGGUCUUCGGUUUGAAUCGCGUUUGUAGGAUCGGAGAUGCGCACUGCUGAGGAGUCCCAUACUAGUACGAAUCAACCAUUCACUUCUUUCACGUUCGCAAUGGCAGUCUAGCUUACAUUGACUCGCGAAUUCAACUAUUAAAGUUACUAAAAUCUCCACAAAAUCCCUUCUGAUACUAAGAAAUUCAGUGAUUAUUCCUAACGGUUAACUUGCAACCGUUUGAUUUAUAAAUUGUAUCUAACACAGACUGUUCGUUUUGAAGACGAAUAUUGAACUAGUGUUUCGUCACAGCAUAGAGCUUCUCAACCAUCUAAACACUUCGAAUAAACAAUAAUAGUCAGCAUUUUAGUAGCUUAUUGUUGUUUUAAAGAAAAUUAGUAAGUAAUAGAUUUUUUACACAUAUGGAAGGAAACAAUCAUCAGAAGUAACACCAAAUGUUUGUUGUAUAACAGGCUAAUUUUCACUUUAGGUUGCAAAUGUAAAUCAAAAUUUAUAUUAAAACAAAAUGUAAUUAUAAAAUGACAUUAGCCCAGUAAAUUAUUGGAAACUAACGAUAAUGCUUUUUGCGAAGGAGAACUAUAUGUGGGAACUACCAGAUGUAUUUUAAACAUAAAACUACAGAAUAUCUUCGCAAAAUACUGAUUACUUCAUUAGCAUAGUUACAUCAUUUAUCCUUCACAUUCUUUUUGACUUUUCCAAUUCACAAUUUUUUUCUAUUUUCACUUCUAUUCUCUUUAAUUCGAGCUUUUUGAACUUCCGCUGCCAGGUUUUCCAUUUCUGCUCGGUGUUGCAUACUACUUAUGUCUGUCGACAGAAGUAGCAUACACAACAUUCUUACCUAGAUACGUUUGUUACCCCUUUGGAGCAUAAGCCGUUGAUCAGAAAUCUAGAACCAACUCUGUUCUGAGUUCUCCUUUCCAGUUGUUCCCAAGUAUCCUUGAUUGUAACUCCCUUUCAUCUGAUUAUUGGUUAUAUAUAACUGUCAUUUAUUUUUCUAGUUGUUCAAUGAAUUGAAUCGAUUUCUCAAUGAUUAUUGAUUACUGAUUGAGAUGAGCGUCGAGCUCCCGAAAAUUUUCUGUCAUUCUUAGCGUUCUUUCUAUACAGAAUCUUAGCAUUUUCCCAAUUAAAAUGUGUUCACAAUUGCCCACAUGCAUUGAUAUAAGCAAAGAUAUAUUGUGGCAUUCCAUCGCUAGUUGGUUUUCAUGCAGGUGAAGAUAAAGGAGGCGUCCACUUUGUUCGAUGUAGUCUUUUUUUAAUAAGAAUAGCUCAUUUUGUAGAUAAUAUUCGACUUUUCUUCUCUUUAUCAUUUCAUACGGUAAUUCGCAUAAGAAUGAUUGAUGUGAGUUUACUAGUUAAUCUUCUAAGAUCUUGUACGUAGGAGUAUAAUCCAACAUUCUUAUUGUUUAUGAGUUUUGGAACACCGAUGAACUUUCCAUCCAAUUCCGGUAUGUAUUCAAUGCGACAGUGACCUUGGAAUUGUAUUAUUUUAAGUGAAUCACAGUGAUACGUUUAAAGUACACUGAUUAGGUCUUUUAUUAUGCCUUGAUUUUGUUAACGUAUGCAAACACCUAUAGCCAACAUUUUAAUAUACCUCGAAAAUGCUAUAGACACAUGUCUUACGAAUCAAAAGAUCUUUCAUUCUAUUGAUCAUUUAUUUAUUUAUUUAUUUGAACACAUAAAUAUUGGUACAAGAGGGCACCAAAUAGAUAUGUGUCACACAAAACAAUGAGAAUUUGAAGAGAAGGAAAAAAGGGUAAGUAGCGUAAAGAAAGAACGAUAACGAACAGAUAAUAAUAAUAAUAAUGGGGGAAACAGAAACGUACAAUCAGAAGAAAUCUUUCACUUAACGAAAAAGCAACCACUUUUUAUGAAGAACGUAAAUGAAGGUUACAGUAGGAUCGCCACUGCCUUCUAUUCUGAGCCAUAUCUGAUAACGUCUCUACUCGAGAACACUUAGAUAGAGCCGAAUUCUCACCAUACGCGAGCUGCUGUAUAAGUCAAAAAAUAAGGAUAGACAGAGUAGGAAUAAAAGAGAGUGAAUAAAUGACGUAGUGAAUAAUAAUGAUAGUAAUAAUAAUAAUGUGAAUCGUUUGAUUGUUAAUUGAAGCGAGAAAAGUAUUUUCCAUAAUUAUCGACAGUUUGUCAUAUCUGUGUGUGGGCUGUGAUACCGCCAGGCUGCCCAGACUGAAGCAGGUGGUUUUUUUAGGGGGCAACACCCCGAGCCUUUGACCUAAAUGUUUAACCCACAAGGCAGUGGAGCAUCGUGAGGAGAUGCAGUCUCAUGGUACCCGAUGACCGAAAAUUGGUUCAUACGCCAUUUGUUCCCGCAGGGUACUGGAGCCUAUGUGCAUCAUUGAUUUGGUUUGGGAUCCGAUUAAAGCGCCGGACAUUCGCUUUUCGUCCUCUCAUUUUCGUAAACAACACCCACGCCACGAGAAGGCAAUGAGUAGGACUCCCCUGGCAGAGGCUGUACUUUUAUUGGCUUUCCUAAAGAGAUAAACAUCGAACGAUUCAUGGUCUUAAUGAAAAACGCAACAAUCUCCACUUAUCCAUAUUAAUAAUAAACAUGUGCUCACUAAUGACUAGGUUUAUAUGGAAAUUCUCGGAGUUCUAAUGGGAAGUCUUAACCAGUAGAACUCAUCGGUGUCAGACAGAAACAAGUAUCUGCUUCAGACAAUGGAUGGAUAUUUGCACAUCCAUUCAUAGAUCGAUGGACUUUAGACAAUAACAUCGUGAAAUACCGGCUCAUUGGUCUAGAGGUUAAGGGUACGUGCGCUAGACCGUAGGUCUUGGAUUCCAAUCGCACUUGAGAGAUUCAUAAACCCCAUUCUGUUGAUAAUAAUAAUAAUAACAUACUUGUUAAUAAAAACUAUUUAUGAAUAAUUUGUAUGAUAGUACCACUACAUAAUCGUAAUAAAUUCUAACCAGUAAUGAUGAUUAAUUAGUUGAUUGACAAAAG
This is a messenger RNA of Schistosoma haematobium, 8129 nucleotides long. RefSeq names its product PDZ domain-containing protein gipc3. NCBI's taxonomy places the organism in Eukaryota, Metazoa, Platyhelminthes, Trematoda, Strigeidida, Schistosomatidae. Gene Ontology annotation, molecular function: protein binding. The coding region runs from base 468 to 1256 and encodes 262 amino acids. The record is from RefSeq and is a predicted model, not a curated record. The transcript is spliced from 5 exons.